Messenger RNA from Podarcis muralis (Common wall lizard), 1897 nucleotides. Lineage: Eukaryota; Metazoa; Chordata; Lepidosauria; Squamata; Lacertidae. The record is from RefSeq and is a predicted model, not a curated record.
UGCCUCUUGCUGAGCUUAGAGACCGAAAGAGGGACUCUGAGGCUUUACAGAGAGAGAGAAAUCACCAUUGGAUUGUGUACAGCUUCAGAAGAGACUGGGAGAGAGAAAUCAGACAAGUCUUUUUGAGAAGUUGAAAAUGGGUGAAACUGUGCUGAUCGAUUAAAGGGUCCUACGCAGAGGGAUUUUUGUUCGUUUUGGUGGCAUUUCCUGGGUAAAUGGUUUCGACCUUACCCAUAUGAAUACGCAGUCCAUGCAGAGAGACACCUCAUACCCGCCUACGGACUCCUACCACAGUAGAGUCAUCAAUUUCCUGAAUGACUCGGAAGCAAAUGCCUUCAAGCUGGUGGACCUGGCUCCAUUAACCCCCACAGAGCUGACGAUGCUGAAGCCCCCGCACCCUUUCCCAACAGUGAACGUCCCAGCCCACACUCACUAUACCAUCGGGGCUGUCAUUCUCGCAGUGGGGAUCACAGGAACUCUUGGUAACCUCCUGGUCAUCUUUGCUUUCUGCAGGAGCAGAGGCCUUCGGACUCCCGCCAACAUGUUCAUUAUCAACCUGGCUGUUAGUGAUUUCCUAAUGGCCGUCACCCAGUGUCCAGUUUUCUUCACCAGCAGUCUCAACAAACGAUGGGUAUUUGGUGAAAAGGGUUGCGAGCUGUACGCUUUCUGUGGAGCGCUUUUCGGCAUCGCUUCCAUGAUCACUCUAACAGUGAUAGCCCUGGACAGGUACUUUGUGAUUACGCGACCCUUGGCUUCCAUUGGAGUAAUGUCUAAGAAGAAAGCUUUGCUAAUCCUGUUAGGAGUCUGGCUGUAUUCCUUAGCAUGGAGCCUUCCUCCCUUCUUCGGAUGGAGUGCUUAUGUUCCGGAAGGCCUGCUGACAUCUUGCUCCUGGGAUUAUAUUACCUUCACCCCAUCGGUCCGUGCCUACACAAUGCUCCUCUUUUGCUUUGUGUUCUUCAUUCCCCUAAUUGCCAUCAUAUACAGCUAUUUCUUCAUUUUCAGAGCCAUCCGGAAUACAAACAGGGCUGUUCAAACCAUCAGUUCAGAUGGUACAAAAGAAUCUCAAAGGCUGUCCCAGAGGAUGACGAAUGAAUGGAAAAUGGCCAAAGUAGCCCUGGUUAUCAUCUUGCUUUAUGUCCUCUCCUGGUCUCCAUAUUCGAUGGUGGCUUUGCUGGCUUUUGCAGGGUACUCCCAUGUGCUCACUCCCUUAAUGAACACAAUACCUGCAGUGAUUGCCAAAGCUUCAUCCAUCUACAACCCAAUCGUUUAUGCCAUUGCCCACCCCAAAUACAGAAAGGCGAUUGCAAAAUUUCUUCCCUGCCUUGGAUCUCUGCUGAGGGUUUCUCAUAAGGACUCCAGAUCCAACAGCUUCCCUUCCACCAGACGUUUCACUGUCACCAGCCAGUCCUCUGAUAUGAAUGGGCUGCCAAGAGGAAACAGACGGCUCUCCUCUGUCUCAGACAGCGAAUCUGAAUGGACCGACACAGAGGCGGAUAUCUCUAGUCUGAACUCCAGAGGUGCUAGCGGGCAAGUUUCGUACGAGAUGGGUGAAGACACCACAGCAGAAAUGAACGAUGUCAAAGUCAAAUCUAAACUGAAAAGCCACGAUUCAGGGAUUUUCGAAAAGACUUCAGUGGAUGCAGAUGACAUUUCUAUGGCAGAGGACUUAGCCUUUGGAAACUACAUCUUUGGAGACAGCCUGACAGGUGACGAUCAGUACACUUUUGGCGUGAGGGCAGAAGAUUCUUGCUACCUCUCAUCUACAGCCCAGAUACCCAGCAUUGUGGUAACCUACAGCAACGUCCAGCGAAUGGAGCUGCCUUUUCAAUCCAACUCUGACCCUUCGUGCUCCAGGAACUGUGGCUAUAGCUGGAGAGGAACUCCAGCAGCCGGCUAG